This is a messenger RNA of Symbiodinium sp. CCMP2592, 2826 nucleotides long. Lineage: Eukaryota; Dinophyceae; Suessiales; Symbiodiniaceae. The record is from the annotation of a GenBank genome assembly.
AUGACAGAGGCCGAGGCCGUGUACCGCUACGAGUCCGGAUACAUCUCCCACAGCGCGAAGAAGGAUUAUGGGCCAUUGGACUUCACCGGGCGCAUAGCCGGAGGUUUGCGACUCGACAUUCGCAGGAGGGCGCCGCUAUUUUGCAGUGAUUGGACGGAUGCCUUCAUGCCAGAGAACUUCCAAAAAUCGGUGUCUUCAAUCUUGUAUCUGUUCAUAGCAGCCCUUGCCCCUGCGAUUACCUUCGGCAGCCGGUUCCUUGAUGGCACGAAUGGCCAGUUCGGAGUGUUGGAAAUGAUAAUGAGCACGUCGAUAUCGGGGUUGAUCUUCUCAACAUUUGCGGGGCAGCCGUUGUCAAUCCUUGGAGCUACGGGUCCCUUCUUGGCCUACACCUUGGUCGUCUACGACCUCGCGAUUGCGGUCGACAUAGAGUUCAUGCCAUUUUACUUCUGGACCUGCAUGUGGUGCUCGGUGUUCACUAUCCUCGUGGCGGUGUUCGACCUCUGCGCACUCAUGAAGCACGUGACCAUGUUCAGUGAGGACAUCUUCGCGGGACUGAUAUCUUUGAUCUUCAUCAUCGACGGAGUGAGGCCAAUCAUCGAAAAUUUCGCGGAGAGCAGGCUCACGCUCACGAAUUGCAUGUUCGAGAGUUUGCUUUUCCUAUGGACAUUUGGAUGGGCCACAUACUUGUCCAGCUUCCGGCGUACACCCUGGACAUUCCGAGCCAUCCGCAACUUUGGGGCCAACUUCGCGGUCACCAUCGCCUUGGUUUCGGGUUCAGCAAUGGCCGCCAUUUACUCGAACGAGACGGGCUUGAGGAUGUUGCAGGUAGAUGCUGACUUCGCCCCGAACUUGAGCUUGUCCGAUGGCAGCAAGCGGCCCUGGAUCGUGAAUCCUGCGGGCAUCGACCGCCCGUUCCCGGCUUGGGGCAUUGCGUAUGCUGUGCUGCCAGCCAUUGGCUUUGCAGUGUUGGGAUACUUGGAUCAGAACCUCACCAGUGUGAUUGUGAACCGACCAUCCAACAACCUGAAGAAGCCUCCUGCAUAUCACCUGGACCUGUUCGUGCGUGGUGCACUCACACUUCCUGUUUGCGCAGUGCUGGGCCUGCCCCUCUCCGUGGCCUCCACGGUGCCGAGCAUCACGCACGUGAUCUCGUUGACCACUUACGAGGUGCAGCAGCUUCCGGAAGGUGAGCGCAAGGUGCCUACGAAGGUAGUGGAACAGCGCGCUACUAAUUUCCUGAUCCAUGUGCUGAUAGGGCUUGCGCUCUUCCUUGCGCCGGUGCUGAAGUUCUUGCCGCGGGCCGUGCUCCAGGGCGUGUUCUUCUACAUGGGCAUUGCAUCCUUGACCGGCAACAACUUGUUCGACCGCUUGAAGCUGUGGCUCAUCUGGGACCCGGCCAGGUACCCACAGUACCACUACGUCCAGAAGCUUCCGAUCAAGCGGGUGCACCUGUACACCUUGGUCCAAGUAGUCUGUCUUGGCAUUCUCUAUGGUUUGAAAGCCAUUAAGGAAACCUCCGUAGUGUUCCCGUUCUUCAUGGCGUCCUUGGCCAUCAUUCGCAAGGCCCUGAAGUGCAUGUUCACGGAGGAGGAGCUGAAGCAGCUGGACUCUCUUCCUGGGGAUGAUGAUGAGGAGGUUGAGGCAUCAAAGCCGGGAGCCGAUCUCGUAAACCUGGAGGGGCAGGACGAGACGUCUAAGAAGGAGGUCUCCAAGUGGCGAGACGAGAUUCGUGACUGGCGGAAGCUUUCUGUGGAGGAGACGGCCAAGGAUUUCCAGCGCGGUGAACCACCACCUGCUCCCAAGACGCCGCGUCUCUACUCGACGCAUCUUAGGCGGCAGUCGCACUCCGUGGUCCGACAGCGCGAAGGACUGAUCCAGGCCGUGGCCGUGGGCACACUCCAGGCCGGCCAAGAUGGAACCUAUUGGUCACCCAGCCAUGAGGCGCCCAGCAGGCGACAGAUUGACGUGCGAGCGCCCUUGUCGGUGGCCUGGUCCCGGACCUCCGGAGCACCGCAGCAAGAGCCAAGGCCAAGUCCGGAGCUCAUCGUGUCCCGCGAUCAGGACAUCUUCCAGCUCAGUGCGGCUUUCCCUGGGAAGCGAUGUGGCCUGGUCUGCUUCGCUACCGGACCCCCGUCUUUUCGAGACUUGCGGGAAUCGCAGCUUUUCUUCAGGACGACAUACCUGUAUGCAGUGGAGGAAAUGCCCCGACAGAUGCACCGGGAGGUGCAAGAUGUUCUCGGCCAGGGCUCGCUUAUCUACACAGCCCCGGUGACGGUUCUCAGGGGCGAGCUCCAGGCAGGAGCACCGUGGCUCGCGGAGCCUGUUGAGAUCGAGGUGCUGACGGCUGGAAUCCAGCGUACUCCGCAGGGAGAUGUGCACGAGCAGUAUGCGCGGCUGACGGAGAAAGCCGACGUUGCCAAAAUGCUCGACGAUCUCUUCGUAUGUGCCGCAGAGAAGGGGAUCGAGGUCCUUAUCCUCCCCCCGUUCGUAGGCGGCAGCUGUGGAUGCUUCCAUCCUCCAGCCGAUGCCGGCGAAGUGCUUCGCAAGGCUGCGCUCUCUUCUUCGAUGGAGACGGUUGUCGUGGCUCCUAUGCUGGUCGGGGUACUGACUGGCUGGGCCUCCUUCAGUGACGCGGUCCUCAAGGGGAGGCCACCUAUUCCUCGACAGCCGCCGAUUCCACUGCAUCUGUCGCCCUACUUCGGCUGCUACCUUGGCAAGAAGAAACCCGACUUCACGGUGUUUACGCUCGGCAAAGCCGGCCAAGCUAAUGCUCUCGCCGCUGCAGCCAAAAGGUCUGCUUCGGCAAAUCAGGAGCCAAGUCCUUGA